This is a messenger RNA of Beta vulgaris subsp. vulgaris (sugar beet), 2086 nucleotides long. RefSeq lists its product as hypothetical. Bases 16 to 1830 code for a protein of 604 amino acids. The transcript has 5 exons. The record is from RefSeq and is a predicted model, not a curated record. Lineage: Eukaryota; Viridiplantae; Streptophyta; Magnoliopsida; Caryophyllales; Amaranthaceae. Gene Ontology annotation, molecular function: FAD binding; D-arabinono-1,4-lactone oxidase activity. Gene Ontology annotation, cellular component: membrane.
UCCAUAUGCUCAGAAAUGUUAGGAGCAUCGAGUUUCCAUUUAUCUUCCAUUUCCUCAAGACGAUACAAUCUCUUAGGGCUAUUUUGGGUGAUUCCACUGAGCUAUUUAAUCAUAUGUAAACAUGUUGUUCAGUGUGAUCCUCCCGAAGACCCCAUUAAAUGCUCGUUUGGGAAUUCGGACUGCGUCAUCACAAAUUCUUACGGAAUAUUUCCCGACCGAAGCACUUGUCGUGCGGCCAAUGCCGUUUACCCGGAAAACGAACAUCAGUUAAUCUCGUACGUCAGAGAUGCAACCAAGAAGAAGAGGAAGAUCAAGGUCGCAACCAUAUAUGGUCACAGCUCCACGAAGUUGGUGUGCCCUAAUGGAGAAGACGGCCUAAUAAUAAGCACAAAGAAUCUUAACAAGGUGUUAAAUGUGAACAUGACAGAAGAAACAAUGACAGUAGAAAGUGGUAUGACGCUAAAGCAGUUGAUUGACGAGGCAGCUAAGGUGAAUCUAGCAUUGCCUAAUUCUCCAUAUUGGUGGGGUGUAACCGUGGGUGGAAUGCUAGGAACAGGUGCUCAUGGAAGCUCUUUAUGGGGUCGUGGAAGCGCGGUCCAUGACUACGUUGUUAGCUUAAAGAUGGUUAGUCCGGGUGAGAUUGAAGAUGAUUACUGUAAACUUCGUACCCUUUCUGUUGGUGAUGAAGAUCUUGAUGCUGCAAAGGUUUCACUUGGUGUUCUUGGAGUCAUUUCACAGGUCACGUUGAAGUUGGAACCAAUUUUUAAGCGAAACAUCACAUACGUUACUAGAGAAGACAAUGACUUGGAAAUUCAAGCUACAACUUUUGGGCUUCAACAUGAAUUUGCGCAUAUAAGUUGGCUUCCUGCCCAACACAAAGCUAUAUAUCGAAUUGAUGAUCGAGUCCCCACUACAACACCUGGAAAUGGUUCCUACGAUCAAUUAUUGUUCCGAUCUACACCACGAGUUGCGAUAGAAUUAGCCGGAAAAACAGAGGAGAUCGAAGAAUCAAAUGGUUGCAACAAGUUAAGGUGCAUUAUAGCUACAACAUCCACGACAUUAGCUUUUGAAAACGCAUUUGGCCUCACUAACGAUGGUAUCUCUUUCACUGGCUACCCAAUUAUUGGAUAUCAAAAUAAGAUGCAGUCUUCCGGUGGGUGUCUUAAUAACCAAAGUAAGAUUGUUGAUGGUUAUUGUGUAUGGGACCCGAGACUAAAGGGUCCGUUGUCUUGGAGCAAUGGGUUUACUUUGCCUAUGAGUAAGGUAUCAAGCUUCAUUGAAGACAUAAAAAAGUUGGUAAUUAUAGAACCAACGUCCUUAUGUGGCAUUGAAGUUUACUUUGGUAUAUUAAUGAGGUAUGUCAAGGCCUCGUCUGCAUAUUUGGGGAAAGACGAUGAUGGUAUUGACUUUGAUAUUGCUUAUUAUCGACCUAAAGAUGCUUCAGGUGAUCGGCUAAAUGGAGACAUUAUUGAUGAGAUCGAGCAAAUCGCUAUAUUGAAGUAUGGUGGCGUGCCACACUGGGGAAAAAAUCGUAAUGUAGCUUUUGAAGGUGUGAUCAAUAAGUUUAAGGAUGGAGAAAAAUUUUUAAGGGUUAAGGAAAGAUAUGAUUCUUUGGAAUUGUUUUCGAGUGACUGGACUGACCAAGUUUUGGGCUUAAAACAAGGAUUAAGCAUUAACAGAAUGGGAUGUGCUCGUGAAGGCUUGUGUAUAUGUGACUCAAAUGAUGAUUGUGGUUCUGAAUACUAUUGUGGCACUGGCCGAGUCUAUGUAGAGGCUAAAGUUUGUAAGAAAAAAGUGAAGCACGCCUAUCUUAGACAAUCAUGUGAUUAAUCUCUCAAAUUGAGUGAAAAUUUGAAAAUCAAAUGAUACUUUUUGGUAACGCCAAAAAGAUCUAUUCUUAUCAAAAAAACAUGGACAAGAAUAAAACCUACCAUGUGUCGCUCCUUUCAUGCUAUUUGUGACGUACAUUUUCUCAAAUCUUCUUAAGUUACUCACAGAAUGUUGAUGUAACGAUUUAUAAUAAGUCUCAAACUUCUGAAAACUUACUUUGUAAACUAUUGUGUAUCCACCAAGCUAUAAUUUUUUA